CGGUAUGCAAUUUGUCGCGCCUAGUUUCCUUGAACGGUGGAGUGUAAGCUGAAAUCCGACUAUAGGCAGCUCAUUCACUUCUGUUACGCUGUGCGAAGCAGACGUAUCUCGGAGAAUUAAUGUGCUAUUGGAAUUUCGCGCCUAAAUUUUGUUAACGCGUUUUACUUCUGCCUUUUUGAUUUCUUAUUUAUUUGGUUUAUCAGCGUUUAAUGUAUCAGCUAAACUGACUACCUAUCAACGAAAAUGCUGGGAUUUUCGAUAACCGGACUUUUCACGACGAGUUCUCCUAAGACGGAUUCCUCAGCAUCAAAUAACAGCCAGUCAUUCGGUAAAAGUUUACAAGAUAUGGAAAAGAAAUACAAAACGAUAGCCAAUAUUGGUAAUGGUGGAUUUGGGAAAGUUUAUUCCGGUUUUCGACGUUCAGAUAAACAUCCGGUGGCCAUUAAGGUGGUGAGCGGGAAAAAGGUGCUAGCAUGGCGCACGAUUAAAGGAACGCAAGUUCCAAUGGAGGUGGCCAUGCAUUUGAAAGUACAGCAGUCAGGUUGUCCGGGCAUUGUGGGAUUGUUGGACCACUACCAGGCAGAGAAUGGCAACCACAUCCUCAUUCUUGAACGGCCGGAUCCUGUGCAGGAUCUGUUUGAUUUUAUCACACAGCGCGGCGCUCUCGACGAGUUCAUUGCGCGGGUCUUCUUCCGACAGAUUGUUGAAGCCGUACAUGCCUGUCAUGCUAACGGCGUUGUACACCGGGACAUCAAGGAUGAGAACAUUCUGGUCGAUAUGCACACGGGGCGUUGUUAUCUUAUUGAUUUUGGAUCCAGUGAUGAGUUGAAAUCAGAGCCCUACCAGGGAUACGAUGCUGGCACCAAAGUCUACUGCCCGCCUGAAUGGGUCAAAAGCGGUGUAUUCCAUGCGUCAGCUGGUACGGUGUGGUCCCUUGGCAUUCUGCUGUACGACAUGCUCUGCGGCGAUAUUCCCUUUGAAAACGAGGAGCAAAUCCUUCGCAAUACACUACUUUGGCGUAAUACGAAAGUUUCUGAACGGGCCAAAGAUCUGAUACGGCGUUGUUUAGCAUACCGGCCGGAGAAGCGGCCCACUCUGGACGAAGUCCUAGGUCAUCCGUGGCUGAAUCAGUGCAAAUACGAUGAGAACUUUGCCUAUUACUUCCAAAGCUACUGCAAUCGACGGCCGCGUGUCAAAGUUCCUACGACCAGUUUUCCCAUUGCUGUGCCUUCGCAUAUGAUGAUGGCCCAUGUCGGUACUCAGUCGCUACAAGUCGCACGCGGUGGGGUACGCUCGUCCCACUCGAUAUCACCCCUGUCGCCGGUAAUGUGGACUUUCGACUGUACGGCUAUACGCAAUGAGAGCUUGGAUUCCGAAGGAUGCAGCAGUCCGUCGUCCAUUUCUGAUGGAAGUUUGGGCGUAUCAACAGCUUACUGAAGAACUGGAAUUUGCAGCUGACAAUGAGCAGUCGCACAGUCAUGACAAGGACUAUCAAUGUUUUCCCCCUAACUUUUCCUCCUUCUCUGUAUCUGUUUCCGAUUUGAUUUUUUUGUGCAAACACUGUUCGAUGGAUCUCGUAUUUCUUAUUCUCGUCCAGCUCGUGUGUGGGAAGAUGGUACUGCAGUAAGCCCGGAAAUAUGGGAAGCUGAUCGGUGGACCAUGAAUUUAUAUUUCCCGGGUUCGUUGGAUUGAAAAGUUUCGCGAGGAACAAAAAAAAACAGCAAUGCAGUACGGUUUAUCUGGCAGACCGGGACAAUGGCGCAUUGUCCAUUAUUGCCAAAAACCAACCAAUUUGCUGUGAUAGCUUUAUUAUUAUUUGGGAUGGAAAGAUUGAUGACGGGCGAGCACGGAUGUGGAAGAGGAUAAGCAAAUGUAAAUUAUUUUGGAUUCUUAAGUUAUUACUUCUGGUGACGACUGCUGUGGCAGUCGUUGCAUCUAAUAAUGAUUUGCGGAUGGAAAUUGUAUAUACAGUUCUAAUAAUUUGCUGUACAUAGAUGUUUGAUGUGUAUAUAGCUCGUGUUACCCUUCUAAUAAUCUUGCAGUUGACCAAUGAUGUUUGCUCUCGGCUAUGUUGUUGGUCGGUUUUUCUCGUCGGUUAUGUUACUUAUUAAUAAAAUUGCAGUAUG
Messenger RNA from Paramacrobiotus metropolitanus, 2126 nucleotides. Its product is annotated as serine/threonine-protein kinase pim-1-like. The record is from RefSeq and is a predicted model, not a curated record. Lineage: Eukaryota; Metazoa; Tardigrada; Eutardigrada; Parachela; Macrobiotidae. Gene Ontology annotation, cellular component: cytoplasm. The coding region runs from base 244 to 1437 and encodes 397 amino acids. The transcript has 7 exons. Gene Ontology annotation, molecular function: ATP binding; protein serine/threonine kinase activity. Gene Ontology annotation, biological process: protein autophosphorylation.